AUGCUUACAAGAAGACUAAUACGACAACUACCUAGAAGGUACACUACGAUCCUGUUUACUCCCAACGAGAACAAACAUGUCUUUGAAUCAGAAAAAUUGAGUCCCAAGGAGAACUUUGACGCCAUUCCAAAUCAACCAGAUGUUUCCAACAUUGAUAAAGUUCAUCAUGAAAUUAUAAACCCUGAGGAGGUUGCCGAUUUAGUAACUAAAUUGAAUACAAAUGAUGUAUUGAUAUCCAUUCUCUCAAGGAAUAAGCAUUUAUAUGGUGACGAGGACUAUGCCAUUCAAAGUGUCAAGGAUCAGGAGGUACCUCCUGUUGUAUUUCCAUACUCGAGCAUACUUCUUAGUUGGAAAGAAAUAUAUAACAAGCAAAUCAAAGAUUUAAAAGAUAUCGAGCCUGUCAAUGAAGGCUAUCCCAAAGUAGAUGCCAAGUAUUUGGGCCUUUGGAAGCGUACAUCGUUGGACGAAUUUUUCAACAAAUCAAGAGCCAUUAAGAAUUCUACAUCAAUCAAGAAGGGAACAGUGCAACCAUCAGAAAUCAAGGGUUUAUUUACAGUUGAAUCAGCUUCGAACGUGGUUUUGAGUACAAUCGAUAAUCUCGAGUCUCUCGAAGAGUAUUUAUCGUUCAUCAUCUCGAAGGUUCCAUUGUUCACAUUUCAAGGUGCAAAGGAGUUGUUGACCCGCGUGACUUUGUUAUCUAGCGAAGUUGGUGUUAGUGGGUCCUCGUUGAACCAAUUGGCUUGUACAGUUAUUGAUUUGCAUCCGAGAGUGUUGCGAACAUUGCAGCAUGACAUUAAAGAUCGAUUAGCUUUCGCAAUUAUUGCCAAUAAUAGAGAGCUUGCCACAAGAUUAAUCCAGGAACUUAUAGAUGGGUCAGCCUGCCCAUCGCAAAAGACAGUCGACAGUUUUCUUGAAACCUACAAAUUUCAAGAUCCAGUAACUACUUUACGAGAAUUGACGUUUUUAAAAUCCGUAAUACAUCACCGUGAGUUGAGCGAACAUGCUUUCAAACUACUCAUUCAAACAGUAAGGGAUGUCAAUGAAUUGAUAAAGCUAGUGUCGCUACUAAAGAAAACCCCCAACCUACUUCAAGAGAAGCAAUAUGAACUAUAUGCCAAAUUGCGCCAGUUAACGACAUCAGAACUAGUCACCACCCAGUUUAUACGUUUCUUGACAAAAAACGGUAUCAAAUUGAACCCGCUUUUAAAAGAGAGGGUCAUCAAAGAUUACAACAGAGAUCCGGAGGUCAUAACUGCGCUUAACAAAGGUAUUUAA
This is a messenger RNA of Lodderomyces parapsilosis, 1275 nucleotides long. RefSeq lists its product as uncharacterized. The coding region runs from base 1 to 1275 and encodes 424 amino acids. NCBI's taxonomy places the organism in Eukaryota, Fungi, Ascomycota, Pichiomycetes, Serinales, Debaryomycetaceae. The transcript has a single exon. The record is from RefSeq and is a predicted model, not a curated record.